Populus euphratica (Euphrates poplar) is the source of this 2357-nucleotide messenger RNA. Its product is annotated as glutamate receptor 2.8-like. The transcript has 4 exons. Bases 161 to 2221 code for a protein of 686 amino acids. NCBI's taxonomy places the organism in Eukaryota, Viridiplantae, Streptophyta, Magnoliopsida, Malpighiales, Salicaceae. The record is from RefSeq and is a predicted model, not a curated record.
AAUUUCCUAGUAAUUACAAUCACGUAUCUUCUCCUCGAGAACUGGUCCAAGCUCCUUUCCUUCAAGGCUUUAGUUUCACCUUAUAAAUAACACUUCCUUCCUUCCAAGCUUAAACCAAGAAAACCAGCUAGAAUCAGCUCAGCCAUAGGUGGACACCAAGAUGAUCAUGAAAGAAUACUCUUUAAAUCCUUUUCUAUCUUUCUUUUUCUUCCUUUCUUUGAUGAUUUUGUUCUUAGAAAUGGGGGUCGCCCAGAAAACAACAUCUACAAUCCCAGUGAAUGUAGGAGUGGUUCUUGACUUGGCUUCUUUAGAGGCCAAUAUUGCUUUGAGCUGCAUCAACAUGGCCCUUUCAGACUUCUAUGCCUCUCAUGGUGACUACAGAACUAGACUGGUCCUCAACACCAGGGACUCAAAGAAAGAUGUUAUUGGUGCAGCUGCUGCAGCCCUGGACUUGAUAAAAAAUGUGGAAGUGCAAGCAAUCUUAGGGCCAACAACAUCAAUGCAAGCCAAUUUUGUUAUUGACCUAGGAGAAAAAGCUCAUGUGCCAAUUAUAUCUUUUUCUGCAACCAGUCCUUCUCUUACUUCCAUCAGGAGUUCAUAUUUCUUGCGAGCAACACAAAAUGAUUCAGCUCAAGUGAAUGCCAUAAGUGCUAUAGUUCAAGCCUUUGGAUGGAGAGAAGCGGUGCCCAUCUACAUUGACAAUGAAUAUGGAGAGGGAAUCAUACCUUAUUUAAUUGAUGCUCUGCAAGAAGUUGAUGCUCGUGUGCCCUACCGGAGUGUCAUUUCUCCAUCGGCCACUGAUGAUCAAAUUGUUGAGGAGCUUUAUAAGUUGAUGACAAUGCAAACUAGAGUUUUCAUUGUGCAUAUGGAUCGCUCUCUAGGAACUCGGCUUUUCACCAAAGCAAAAGAGAUUGGAAUGAUGAGUGAAGGCUAUGUUUGGAUCAUGACUGACGGUCUGAGUGUUGAUUUCUUGAGUUCACCAAAUCAUUCUGUCACCGAUACUAUCCAAGGAGUUUUGGGUAUAAAACCUUAUGUUCCAAGAACAAAAGAGCUUGAAUAUUUUCGAGCUCGUUGGAAAAGGCAAUUCCUACGAGACAAUCCAAAUAAAAUUGACGCUGAGUUGAACAUUUAUGGACUCCUGGCCUAUGAUGCGACUACAUCAUUGGCCUUGGCAGUUGAGAAAGCCGGCACUACAAAUUUUGGCUUCCAAAAGGCAAAUGUUUCUAGCAAUUCAUCAACAGAUCUCGCAACUCUUGGCAUCUCUUUAAAUGGUCCAAACAUUCUUCGAGCUUUAUCGACCACUAGUUUCAAAGGCCUCACAGGAGAUUACCUUUUUGUUGAUGGGCAGUUGCAAUCACCAGCUUGUCAGAUAGUUAAUGUGAAUGGAAAUGGAGGAAGACGGAUUGGGUUUUGGACGCCAACAGUAGGACUUGUGAAAACACUGAAACCGAGAAUAAAUAAACGUAUGAAUUCAACUUCUACUUCCAGAGUUUCGACUGUAAUUUUUCCUGGGGAUACAACUGUGGUUCCCAAGGGUUGGGAGAUUCCCACAAAUGAGAAGAAGUUGAAAAUAGGAGUGCCUGUGAAGUCUGGCUUCAGUGAGUUAAUUGAUCCUAAAUUUAAACCCGGCGGUUUUGGCUUUGUCUUCCCUAAAGGUUCUCCUCUAGUGCCUGAUAUAUCGAGGGCAAUUUUAAAUGUGACCGAGGGAGAUAAGAUGAAGCAAAUAGAGGGUGCUUGGUUUGGAAAAAACAGCACUUGUCCAGAAUCCGGCUCCUCAAUUUCAUCUAAUAGCCUCAGUCUGGAGAGUUUCUGGGGGUUAUUUUUGAUUGCAGGACUAGCUGCAUUGUUAGCUCUCAUUAUCUUCAUAGUAUCGUUUGUUUACCGAGAAAGAAACGUCUUGAGGUCCUCUGAUUCCACAGCUUCAAUAUGGAGUAGAAUUGAAAACUUCUUUAGAACUUUCAUUCAAAGGGACUCGACAUCCAGUACUUUCAGACAAAGUGAUCUGAAUGAUAGAAAGGGCAUCAGUCUGCCUACUAUGUGUGCGCCAAGCCCAUCAGUCUGUUCAGUUGACACUGAAUAUCCUGCCGAUCGAUCUUCUGCGAGCUAUUAUUCUAGUCCAAAUAGGGAAGCACCUCAAGAGGUAGUCAUAGAUACCGAUCAGCUUACCAACCGAAAUCAGGAGAGACCGGCAGCUUUGGAAAUAGACCAUGACAAUAAUUGACUUGUAGGUUAUCAUUUAACACUUCUGACACCAGUAGUCAUUAGCAUUGUAAAGAAAUGUAAUUACUGUAUUAAAAAAACAUGUAAGUGAGAUGAUUUUACUAAGAUUUAAGUAGGAUUAGACUGGGUUUCAGAAA